This is a messenger RNA of Symphalangus syndactylus (siamang), 2228 nucleotides long. It is a transcript of the gene FAM47E, whose product is annotated as family with sequence similarity 47 member E. The record is from RefSeq and is a predicted model, not a curated record. Gene Ontology annotation, cellular component: chromatin. Lineage: Eukaryota; Metazoa; Chordata; Mammalia; Primates; Hylobatidae. Gene Ontology annotation, biological process: transcription initiation-coupled chromatin remodeling.
CUAGGGCCACCAUGGAGGACUGCAGGCUGCGGCUCCGGCCUGGGACGUUGGCCCCGGUGCGCGAGGGCGUGAACCGCAGCUCUGGGUAAACGCUCAGCGCCCGGGCCGAGGGCGCAUCCCAAGCGGGCCGCGCGAGGGCGCCUGGAGACCCGCGCUUGCUGGGGCGGGGGCGGGGGAUGGUUCCACGGCCGCCGCGGGCUGAGCGAGAGGUCCCGCCUGCCUUCCCUCCUCAAUGCUUCCUAUGUUUCACAAAGCACAAGAACGGGCUGAAGUUCCCCACCUCUCUGCACAGCCGGCAGUUGGUAUUUCUAAGAAAGGGGCUGGACGACUUCAGGAAGGGCUGCCCGCCUUGCACUGGUCUGGUGACUCAGGUCCCUGUGGAGGGUUUUCUGCCCCAGAUUUAUCACAGAGCUCCCCAACUGGCCCCAAAGAAGAGGCAGAUCAAGCUGCUCAAGGAAGCAGACCUGCUUUCCAAGCUCUCGCCAGCCCAGCAGGCUCGGAAGGCAUUCCUGGAGGACUUGGAGGCCCACCUGACCCCACAUCCCUUGGCGCUCUACCCGAAUCUGGAAGAAGCUAUGCCCAUAGAGCUCUUAUUAAAGGUGCUGGAAGUGCUCGAUCCUGACCGGAAGCUGGAGGACACAUGGGCUUAUUGUCAGGACACCAGGAAAGGAAUGAAGGAACCCACAAAGCUUUUAAAAAAACGUUCUACCCAAGUCUACCUGGGACCUUCCAAGAAGACUUCUGUGUCAAAUGCAGGCCAGUGGCUUUAUGAAGAAAAGCCACAUAAAAUGGAUUUGCUCCAUGAAAAUGGUCCCUAUCCUGGUCUUCAUGAAAAUGUAUACAAAGCAGUUCGUGACUUCUGCAACUGGCUUACUACUUUUGGAAUUUCGGACAUUGAUGAAGAGUUCAUCUUGAAACAGUUUGACAUUGACUAUGAGACCAAACCAAGCCAUGAUGCGCUCCACACGAUGAAGCUAAAUCAGGUUCCUCUGGAGCUAAAGCGUAGUGUGGGGCUCAGUAAACUGCAGGAGCCAGAGUUCUUCCAGAAACUAGGCUAUGAGAGGAAACUACAGAAACCACAGAAUCCUUAUAAGCCAAAGUGGGUGAAGAUGAGGUAUGGAGCAUGGUAUUUGAACCCCAAGUUGUGGAAAAAGCAAAGAGCAGACGAGCCUCUGGUUGACCCUGAGGUCUCACAUAAAGCUCAAGAGGAGAAUUUUAAAAAGGAGCUGCAGGAACAGGAGGAGUUACUUGCAGACCUUCACGGAACAGUUGCCUUUAAGGAUUUCAUUCUAAGCAGGGGCUACAGGAUGCCACGUUUCCUUGAGAAUAUGUAUAUCAGGAAGGAAUGUAAACGUGCAUGUAAUAAGACUCCUAUAAAACGAACUCAAGCAUAGAAGAAUCGUAGGAGAAUGAUUAGGCAGAUUUUAUUACUACAUACUUGGCUAUUUCUCUGUCUCCUUUUAAAGAUUAAACAGAAUUUAUGAUGAGUGUCCCACUGUGGAUGUUCAACUUUGACUUGGCAACAUCUGCAAAUGUAAUACCUGAUGGUUAUAAACAUUUCUCAAUGGAUUUCUGCUUCAGUUAAUCAACAUUUUGUAUACUUUAUCACCCAUGAGAUCAAUAUUCACAUGUAAUCUCAUAUUUUUGUAGCAUGUGAAUAUUAUAUAGGUAUAUCAACUAUUUGUAAAAAUAAAUAAAGGCAUAAAUAAAAACAGAAUCACUCUAUUGCCCUUUUCCCAGGUUUUUCCCCUGGUAUUGAAUGAGUACCUCCUUUCCUCUUCCUUUACAUAUUAUUUUCUUUCAUUUUGAAUUAAAUUUACUGAGAUAUUUUUUCCUUUUGUUGGCAUUGCCAUGGGUGGAUAUGGUCUGUUUGGCCCCGCUAAAUCUUAUGUUGCAGCUUGAUCCCCAGUGUUGGAGGUGGAGGCUGGUUUGAGAUGUUUGAGUCAUGGGGGUGGAUCCCUCAUGAAUGGCUUGGUGCCAUUCUCACAGGAGUGGGUGAAUUAUCACUCUUAGUUCCUGUGAGAACUGGUUAUUGUAAAGAGCCUGGCUCCUCCUCCUCUCUCUUGCUUGUUCUCUCACCAUGUGAUGUCUGCACAUGCUAGCUCCCCUUUCCCUUGUGCCACGAGUGGAAGAAUCCUGAAGCCCUCACCAGAAGCAGAUGCUGGCACCAUGCUUCUUGUACACCCUGUAGAGCUAUAAGCCAAAUAAAUCUCUUUUCUUAAAAAUUA